Molecule: messenger RNA, 759 nt
Organism: Didymodactylos carnosus
Lineage: Eukaryota; Metazoa; Rotifera; Eurotatoria; Philodinida; Philodinidae
Source: the annotation of a GenBank genome assembly
AUGUACAAUAACGUGUUAUUAAAACAUAUAAACAAGCCCUAUUUAACAUAUGAUGAUCGAACGGUAUCAACUACGUCCGAUUCAUCAUCUCCUGGUACACCCUGGUCAAAAGUAUUUCCUGUGCCGCAAAUGGAUUUAUCUCUCAUGGACAAAGAACAUACAGACGAAGUAUUUUCUCUAAUUUCUGGUUCAUUUUUUCGCGAUGAACCAUUGAACAAAUGUUUAUGUUUUGAAUUACCAGAUGAACCAGUUGAAUUUACAAGUUUGGCCAUUAAAACAGCACUUCAAGACAAAUGUUCUUAUGUUGCUAUCGAUACAGUUACUCAAAAAGUUGUCGCGGUUAUAUUAAACAUUAUUAAAUCAAAAAAUGAUGAAACAAAUCCGUGGGAUGUGUCACAGUUUAAAUCAGAAAAGCUACGUUAUAUAUUGAAAGUAUUAAAAUGUGUUCAUGGUAAUGUUGACCUCUUUCAAACGUUUGAUACUGAUCAUUUGUUGCAUAUAAUUGUUGUUACAAUUGAUGAAAAUUAUCGUGGUUUAAGAUUAACGGAAAAAUUAAUUCAUUCAAGUUUAGAACGAGCAAAACAAUUGGGAAUCAAGGCAGCAUUUUCCGAAGCGACAAGUUUAUAUUCAUCAAAAGCAUUUCGUAAAUUAGGAUUUCAAAUUUAUAAUGAAGUUAUCUAUUCAAAAUAUGAUGAAACACGCUUAUCGAAUUUAGGAGAACAUGAUCGAUGUGUUUUAGUUGCUACAAAUAUAGAUUAA